AUGGGUCUCUUCCGAUACCUGGAAGAAACAGCACAACUCAAUUUUGAACGAUGUAUGCAGGGAGAUGAAUUUCGAAGUCUUCUGUCAUUAGUAACACCGUUGAUUAAACUAUCACAAGGUUAUCUCGAAACAAGUAUUAUUUGUCAACAGUUGUACGGAUACUUGACGAAAAUCUUGAGCGAUUUUGGACAAGCAUUCCAAAAAUUAAUGAAAAGUUCGGAUAAUAACCCGAAGACUAAAAUAGAAUUUCAAAAAUUAUGGGACGAUGCAAUGAGUUUUAGUGAACGCGCAAUGAUUAUCGAAGAAAACAGUCAACGAUAUGGCAAACACGUUGCUUUCCUCAAUAUACACGCAAACAGUUUAAAUUGCACAAGUCUCAUGUUAUCCGAAGCAUUACAGCAAUUGAAAACGAUCUAUUCACCAGGCGAUGCCGAUCUUUUAUCACUUACAUUUCAAAUUUUAGCUAUGUCGAGAAUUGAUGAUCAACCACCAUGUAACCAGGAAAAUUUCAAUAUUCUCAUUUGGAGAAAAUCCGACGGUACUAUCGAUCUCUUGUCCAUCCUACGUCAAUUACCAUUAUGUUUACAACAAUAUCAACACUUAAACCAACUUCAAGUCGAUCGAGAUUGGACAUUACAACCCUUAACAGCUCUUCGUCUAGCUUGGGUUAUGGACGCCAGUGGCAGAGAUUUCCCUGAUUUUAUUAUGCAGGCCUUGCCAAGUUUAGUUGUACACAACAAAUAUCUAACUGAUCUCGAUCAAGAUGAAAAUAGAUCAGCAUUUUGGAUGAAAAUACUGCGUGAACUCGCUCCAAAAUUAGGUCUACCACCGGAAACUUUGCAAAACAUUCAUCAAAUCUUAACUGCUCAUGCUUUAAAGGGCUUUGUACUUCGAUUAACUGCUGGUUCCGUUACUUAUCAGAAACAAAUUUAUGAGAAUACUGCGCCAUUUAUUGAUACUGAUGAUUCCAUGGCUUGGUGCAUUUUUGUCAAUGAAAAAUCCGAACCAUUUGAUCCUCGCACUGGUCAUAUCGUUGUACAAACACACUUUAUUACAGAUAAAUACGAAAUCGAACGAUGGUACACUAUCAAUCUGCGCACACAUGGUUCUACUGUUCGACCACGAUAUUUAUCCAAACAAGACUUCGCCAAUUUUCCUGACGAUGCUAUUGAACUCUACGGAGCCGCCAGUCCAAAAGAUGUCGAUAUCCUUCGUAAUCAAAUCGAACAAUCAAGCAACGGUUCCUAUUCUUCUGCUCAAAUCAAUGCUCACAUCUAUACUAUUCGAAAUCGACUUAAAAAAGUUCCAUGCGUAACUUGGGGAAUGACAGAACGAAUCCAACGAACAGUGACUGUUGCCAGGAAUGCAUGCCAAGGUACUACUUUACCAACUGAACAAGUUGUGAUAAACAUCACCAGAUUGACCACUAUCGAGUACUUAAUUUCACGUAGUGAUGAUCGAUUUGUCGCCGGAGUAUUACAUGGACUCAUAGAAUUUUCGCGAGUAGCUUCUCAACAAAUGGCAACUGGCGCUACUGAAAUCGACUAUGCGAUUGAAUGUGGUCAAAAAGCCAUGACAGAAGAAAACUUGCCACAAGCAGCAACUUUUGUUCAUUUGGAUAAACCCGGCGUGCGAGAAUACUUAGAAGGUCAAUACAAAAAACUUACUUUGCAAUUGCGUUCGGUCGCAGCUCGUCCACAAUUUGAAAGUUUGCCUACACUGUUACGAAAAGUCAAAGCAACAGCCAUUGAUGAUGCACUUUCGAGCAUGGCCGAUCUUGAAGCAUUACCAGAACGGGUAACUACUGCGCAACCAACUAGACCAUCUGCUAGAGUAACACUCGAUCAAGAAUUGUUUACUUGUCCAAUUACCCUCGACAUUAUGGAGAGUCCUGCGACCACUAGUCCUUGCGGACACAUGUUUGAACUGAGUGCUAUCAACCAAUAUUUACGAUCAACUAAUAUCUGUCCUUCAUGCCGCACAGUCGUCACUGGCGUUACACAAAAUUUUGCAUUCAAAAAUGUCAUCGAAGCGUGGUUAGCUCAGCAAAACCCAUGA
Molecule: messenger RNA, 2058 nt
Organism: Rotaria sp. Silwood2
Lineage: Eukaryota; Metazoa; Rotifera; Eurotatoria; Philodinida; Philodinidae
Source: the annotation of a GenBank genome assembly